Messenger RNA from Nematolebias whitei (Rio pearlfish), 2183 nucleotides. Its product is annotated as C2 domain-containing protein 2. Lineage: Eukaryota; Metazoa; Chordata; Actinopteri; Cyprinodontiformes; Rivulidae. The record is from RefSeq and is a predicted model, not a curated record. Bases 1 to 2019 code for a protein of 672 amino acids. The transcript has 13 exons.
AUGUCCGACUCCCAGAGGUCCAGUUGGUCCAGUUUUGGUUCGGAGGACCCGCAGUGGCUGUGCAUGGUGACCCUCUUCCUGGCGUCCCUGGUGACUCUGGCUCUGUACUUCGCCCAGUAUUUCCAGUUGGGGCUCGCAGGGAGGAGGCUGGGAGCGGCGGAGGACGAUGGAGGAGCAGCGCAGGAGGAGGAGGCAGCAGCUCUGCUCACAUGGGCGCUGUCUCUGGGCAGCUGGAGGAGGCAGUGGAGGGAGGCUUGGUGCAAGGCUUUGAAUGACGAGGCCAGCAGGAACAGGGGCGCUGUUGUGUUGACGUUUGAGGAGGACGGUCUCGAGGCAUCAGAACUCGCUGUCGACACGGUGUCCAGGUUUCAGAAGACGGCCCAGAACAAGGUUGCGAGCUGUCGUGUGGUUGGAGAGCUGCUUCAGUUCUCCGUCAGCGCUGCAUCCACAGCUGCUGCAAAUCCUUGGAAAUACACAGCAUGUAUAUCUCCACUGGAGCUGCAGCUGCAGCUGCAUAUGCAAGAAGCUGAAGAUGAAAUCGAAGUGAGCUGGAGAGUGUCACAUCUGGACACAGAGACCCUGCAGCUCAGGCCACUUUUCACACAGGACGUCACCAGCACCUGCAGUGCAGCAGCUAUGAAGCAGCAGCUGAAGCAGCUCCUGUGUGCAACGCGUCCGUCUGUCCUGCUGAGCUACAGGCCUGCUCAGGCCUCGGAGGUCCAGGAAGCCCAGAACAAAGGGGUGUCGCCCCCAAAGCCCCCCCGCGCCCACGACUGGAAGCUGCUUGUAAAAAACAUGCGGGUCUUGUUCAGUCGGGAGGAAGAUGCUGCAGGCAGCAUGGAUCCUCUGUGCGUUCUGCAGCUAAAUGACCCCCCUCAGAAGUUUAACACCUCCGUUCUGAAGAGCACGACCAGUCCUGCCUGGGACCAGCCUUUUGUCUUCGAACUGAAUGGACGAUCAAAAGAGCUUAGUGUCCAGUUGAUAAAUGAUGGAAAACCUCCAGAAAGUUCUUUAUUAGGUCAGCUGCGUGUGCCUUUAGAUCUCGUAAAGAAGCAUCCCAAGGGACAACGAACAUUUGCACUCAGGACCAGAGAUACAGUGGCUGGAUCACUGACUGCAGAGUUUACCUACCUGGAACCCAGUGAGGUGAGGUCCUGGCACCCUCCCACUCCUGCUGCCAAAAAGAAGGUGGAAAUGGACCGUACGGUGAUGCCCUGCGGGACGGUGGUCACCACCAUCACUGCGGUGAAGAGCAAGCCAGGACGACCACUCCCACUCAACCACACGGAUCCAGCCCUGAAGCCAGUGGACAGCAAGCCCAAGCUGGCUGAGCGCCGGGUUUCAGAACAAGUGUCCAUGCUGGGGGGCGCUGUGAGCAAGGCUUUGUCCUCCUCCGACACAGAGCUGCUCAUUCUCAACGGCACCGACCCAGUCGCUGAAGCAGCAAUCAGACAACUCCACCAGUCUGCCAAGCAGAAGCUCAAAUCCCCCGUGAAGAAGAGCACCAUCAUCAUCUCAGGCAUCGCCAAAACCCCCUUGUCUCAGGACGAUGAGCUGGCUCUGAUGGCAGGCUAUGCUGCAGCGAUGGAUGCCUCGAUGUCAGAAAGCAGCUCCACUCAGGAUGUAACCACAGCCAUCGCAUCAGGGACCAGCAGUCCUCCAGAGGAGUCUGAGCCCCAGGAAGGCCCCACUGGACUGGGACGGCCUCCGGAGGACUGGGAGAGCCAAACCGGAGAGGAGCUAGACAAUACUUCACUCUCCAUGUGUGUGUCCGAGGCAAGCUGCAAGAAGGGCAGAGGCAGCUUCCUUCACAAGAGCGCCAAGCUCUUCUUCCGACGCCGUCACCAGCGCAAGGAGCCGGGGAUGAGCCAGUCGCACAAUGACCUGGUUUACCUCGAGUCUUCGGCCGCAGUCGAGCGGGCCAGCCGAACCGCUACGCUUAGCCGCAUGCUCGGCCGCAAAAGUAAAAGCAAGAGCAAAGCUAACGGCUCCACCCUCACGGGGGAGCAGCAUUCGUAGCCCACACUUCCUCUCAGCUGCUCCCGCAGCUACCAUCAUCACUUCCAACUCAGAGCUGAGAACAUGCUGACUGACCUCCUCCCCGCUCCAGUACCUGGCCUGAUACUGGGGCUCCUGCACUGUGAACGAGAAGGCUGUGCAGACUGAUGAAGCCUUCUGAUUUU